AUGGAAAUAGUAGAUUGCGUGACUGGUCUAGAUGUGAAGACGGUAGUCGUUGCCAGCCUGGCAUUUCUUCUAGCCAUGGUGUAUCUAAGGCGGAGGAAGGGAAAUCUACCACCUGGACCCAUGCAAGUGCCUUUUCUUGGGAGCAUUUUUGCUCUCAAGAAGGAUGUUAGACUGUUCAAGGUGUGUGAAGAACUGGCAAAAACAUAUGGUGAAAUGACAACAGUUAGCUUAGGGUUGGUACUGGAUAAGCUUGUCAUUUUGAACUCUGCAGAUGUGGUUCAUGAAGCCUUCGUAGAGAAGAAAGAAAUAAUGGCAGGAAGAGACACAACUAUUUGGUCAUCUGACUUUUUUACUGAAGGGUUUAAAGAUAUAGCGUUUGGUGACUUUGGUCCAAGCUGGAAGCUUCAAAGAAAAUUGGCACUUAAAGCUAUCAGGACAUAUGCCAUGGGGACUAAGUUGGAGCAACUAUUGAAGUCCUCCUACAGUGAUGUGGCAGCUUUAUUGGAGAAAGAGAAAGAACCUUUUUACUUUGGGGAGUACAUCCAUUUAAUGUUGUACAACAUUAUCUGUAGAAUGGCGUUUGGAAAGAGGUAG
Messenger RNA from Lingula anatina, 594 nucleotides. RefSeq names its product steroid 17-alpha-hydroxylase/17,20 lyase. The record is from RefSeq and is a predicted model, not a curated record. Gene Ontology annotation, molecular function: iron ion binding; steroid 17-alpha-monooxygenase activity; heme binding. Gene Ontology annotation, biological process: progesterone metabolic process; hormone biosynthetic process. NCBI's taxonomy places the organism in Eukaryota, Metazoa, Brachiopoda, Lingulata, Lingulida, Lingulidae.